UCGAAGCAGCUGUACUCGUUCCUAUUGUAGUAUCGUACGUGUUUUUAUUUAGAUUUUGCUUAAAAACAUGACUGUGUAAAGGUUUAACUGAUAUCAAAUGUAACAACCAACUAUGUCGAGCCGCCGUUCCUUGCUCGGGUCGGCUUUAGACUCGCUUCCUGCUCCCACGGACCCCCUACGCGAGCUCUUCGAAGCUUGCAAAAUUGGAGAUGCAGCUCGCGUAAAAAAGCUGAUUUCACCACAAACAGUGAACGCUAGGGAUACAGCUGGUCGCAAAUCCACACCUCUACACUUUGCUGCAGGAUAUGGUCGCAGGGAAGUAGUGGAGAUACUCAUAGCUGGUGGUGCGGCGUUACAAGCGCGAGACGAGGGCGGCUUGCAGCCACUACACAAUGCAUGCUCGUUUGGCCAUGCGGACGUCGUGAGGGCGCUGCUAGCGGCGGGCGCGCCACCCGCCGCUCGCGACAACUGGGGAUACACUCCGUUACACGAGGCCGCUGGGAAGGGAAAGGUUGAUGUGUGCAUUGCAUUACUCCAGCAUGGAGCUGACCCGAACAUUAGGAACACAGAAGGAAAGACUCCUCUCGACUUAGCCGACUCUUCAACUCGACCAGUCCUAACAGGCGAGUACAUGGCGGCGGAGGUGCUGGAGGCGGCGCGGGGCGGGGCGGAGGCGCGGCUGGCGGCGCUGCUGACGCCGCUCAACGUGAACGUGCACGCCGCCGACGGCCGCCGCUCCACCGCGCUGCACCUCGCCGCCGGCUACAACCGCGCGCGCGCCGCCCGCCUGCUGCUCGCACGCGGCGCCGACGUGCACGCCAAGGACAAGGGCGGCCUAGUGCCCCUCCACAACGCGUGCUCGUACGGUCACUACGAGGUGACGGAGCUGCUGGUGAAGGCUGGUGCUGAUGUGAACGCCACCGACCUGUGGGCCUUCACGCCGCUCCACGAGGCCGCCAGUAAAGCGAGACUCGAGGUAUGUUCCCUCCUACUGAGCGAGGGCGCGGACCCCACUCUCCUCAACUGUCACGGCAAGUCCGCGCUAGACGUCGCUCCGACUAGAGAACUGAGGGACAGACUCGCGUUUGAAUACCGAGGGUACUGUCUUUUGGAGGCGUGUAGAUUAGCGGAACCAACGAGGGUCAAGAAACAACUCUCGUCUGUGGGACACCAGGACGUGAGCGUGGCCAUGUCGCUGACCACACCCGAGCGCGCGGCGGAGCUGGCCAACUUCCCGCACCUCGCGACCGCCGAGCGCCCGCUGCACGCCGCCGCCGCCAGCCUCUACCCCAAGCGCAAGCAGGUUAUGGAAAUUCUAAUAAAAAAGGGAGCGAGAGUGAACGAGAAGAACAAGGACGGGCAGACGCCGCUGCACGUCGCCACAGAGAACUCGCAUCUGGACGCCAUGGACCUACUGCUGAGGCAUGGUGCAAAGGUAAAUGCAACGGACGGUCGCGGCGAGAGCGCGCUGUCGCUGGCAGCGCGGCGCGACUCGGCGGCGGCGUGCCGGCUGCUGCUGGCGUGCGGCGCCGACUGCCGCGCCGAGCCCACCCCAGACCUGCCACCUCCCGACGAUGCGUGUUCAGACGGUGCAGCGUUGCGGCUGCUGGAGGCGGCGCGGACGGGCGACGUGGAGACGGCGCGGGCGAUCCUGGACGCGCGACCGCGACUCGUCAACUGUCGCGACGUCGACGGCCGACAUUCUACGCCGCUGCAUUUUGCUGCUGGAUACAACAGGCUUCCACUGGCCCAACUGUUACUGCAAAGAGGCGCCGAUGUACAUGCGAAAGAUAAAGGUGGUCUCGUGCCCCUUCACAACGCGUGCUCGUACGGGCACUACGAGGUGACGGAGCUGCUGGUGGCGGCGGGCGCGGGUGUCAACGCCGCCGACCUGUGGCGGUUCACGCCGCUCCACGAGGCCGCCGCCAAGGGCAAAGCGGACAUCGUGCGGCUGCUGCUCAAGCACGGCGCGGACCCGACGCGCCGCAACCGCGACGGGCUGACGCCGCUGCAGCUGGUGCGCGCCGGCGACAGCGACACCGCGGACGCGCUGCGCGGGGACGCCGCGCUGCUCGACGCCGCCAAGCGCGGGGACCUCGCCCGGGCCAGGAAACUAAUAACCCCACAAAACGUGAACUGCCGGGACGCGCACGGCCGGAACUCCACGCCUCUACAUUUAGCCGCGGGCUACAACAACCUGGAGGUAGCGGAGGCGCUGCUGGCGGCGGGCGCGGCGGUGUCGGCGCGCGACAAGGGCGGGCUCGUGCCGCUCCACAACGCCGCCUCGUACGGGCACCUCGAGCUCGCGGCGCUGCUGCUGCGGGCCGGCACGCCGCCCAACGCCGCCGACAGAUGGGGCUUCACGCCGCUCCACGAGGCCGCGCAUAAAGCCCGCACGCAGUUAUGUGCUUUACUGCUCGCUCACGGCGCGGACCCGUUCCUCAAGAACCAGGAGGGUCAGACGGCGCUGGCGCUGGCGGGCGCGGAGGACGUGCGGUCGCUGCUCGCGGACGCCAUGACGGCCGCCGCGCCCGCACCCACCGCGCCCGCGCAGCCCGCGCCCCCCGCGCCGCCCCCCCUGCCAGUGCUGCUGCCGAGCGGGGCCACCGCGCCGCUGCCGCUACCGAUAAUGUCAAGUGGGUUCUGGGCGGAGGUGCCGCGCAGCAGCCUGGAGGAGGCGGCGGGGCGGCCCGCGUCUGCGUUGUCCACCUCCGAGUCGUUGCAUACCUUCCUCACCAGCAUCGGUCUCGAGCAGCUCGGGCCGGUGCUGGAGCGGGAACAGAUCACGGUGGACAUCCUGUCGGAGAUGUCGCACGAGGACCUGCGCGCGGUGGGCGUGGCCGCGUACGGGCACAGACACCGCCUCAUCAAGGCCGCACGCAACAGCCUGCAGGCGCAGUCGGAAUGGUACGGCGGCACGACGCUGGUGGAGGUGUCGGCGACGUGCGCGGCCGAGGGCGUGGACAGCGAGUACGCUGUGCUCGAGCGCGAGAUGCAGGCGUCCGUGCGCACGCACCGCGACCUCGCCGGCGGCAACUUCACGCGGUACAACGUCGUGCGGAUACAAAAAAUAGUGAACGGGCGGUUAUGGGAGCGGUACAGCCACAGACGGCGCGAGGUGGCGGCGGAGGCGGGCGCGCCCAACGAGCGCCUGCUGUUCCACGGCUCGCCCUUCAUCAACGCCAUCGUGCAGAAGGGCUUCGACGAGCGACACGCGUAUAUAGGCGGCAUGUUCGGCGCCGGCAUUUACUUCGCGGAGCACUCGUCGAAGAGCAACCAGUAUGUGUACGGUUUCGGCGGCGGCUCCGGCUGCCCCGCCCACAAGGACCGCAGCUGCUACCUGUGCCACAGACAAAUGCUUCUCUGCCGCGUGACGCUGGGACGGGCGUUCCAGCUGGCGAGCGCGAUGAAGAUGGCGCACGCCCCGCCCGGCCACCACAGCGUCGCCGGCACGCCCACACACGGCGGCCUGUGCUACCCCGAGUACGUCGUGUACCGCGGCGAGCAGGCGUACCCAGAAUACCUUAUAACUUAUCAAAUAGUCUGCGAGGACACGAACACAGGCGCAGUAUGAAAUAGUAACCAGUAUUACAUGUACACAUCUCUCGAGCUACAGAAAAGUUGUCUAGCAGAACUGAGGUAUAUAUUAAGUCUUCGAAUAGUCAAAUUUGAAAAUGGCAAAUCAUGUUUUAUUAGUUCUGUGGAGUCGCUAAGGUGCGAGUUACCUAAAAUGGUGAAAUAGUUUCGGUGACAAUGGCCGUUUACGUUCUACGCGGGAGUAAUUUUAUAGUGGCAUAACUAUACCAUCUAGGGCCCGUGGCAAAUUGAUGCAUCAAUAAAAAUCGUCACCUUAAUAAUGAAACAGGUAGUACAAUCAAUGUAUAAAAAUAUUUCUAAGCUCGCGGCUUCUUGAGCCGGGGCCACGCCGGGGCCCUCUUGGGUCGGGGGCCGUGAUAUUUUUAACUGCCCUGCUGUUACGCCACUGGCAAGUAGGUGCACAGUACAGUACAUUAAUGACCGACACGACUGGCGAGAGAUCAGGCGCAUGGCCGACUUUUUACAUGCUUAUGCCAUCAUCUUUCUUGCCAGACAAUCAGGUGAUCGGCCUGCAUUGUUUUGACCUUUGGGAUCGACCUCCGAGUCACGAGCCACAGUUGAAGCCUCUGUCAACGGAGAUGAAAAUACUACAGAAAUGAACGUGUUCAUAUUUUAAAAUUUUUUCAUAUUAUAAAUUUUAAAAAUUCGAUUCAUAUUUUAAAUUUUCAUUCAUAUUAAAAUCUUAAAGUCUUUUUUUAUUAUCAAAAAUAACUCGUACCUAGCCAGUCCACUAGAGCUAGACAAUUAAAUACGAAAUAUAUUGUAUAUAAUGUUAUUAUGCUCCCAUCACGUUGUCUUGAUGCUACUGUUGUAAAUUUCUUUAUGCUUCAUACAAAAAUUGCCUAUUGUGGGCUCCAUGUUAGCGGCGUGCAAAGUACUCGCAGUAACAGUCGCCAACAAUUUAAUUCGAAGAAUAUGAUUCUUCUCCGUUUUAUAAUUGUGUUUCACAUGACAAAUCAUAAAACGCCAAUUUUUAUAAUUUUAAGUUAGUCUUAACCAAUUGUAGGAUAAUUUCUCAUGAAAUAAUAAAUAAUUUAAUUUA
Molecule: messenger RNA, 4639 nt
Organism: Aricia agestis (brown argus)
Lineage: Eukaryota; Metazoa; Arthropoda; Insecta; Lepidoptera; Lycaenidae
Gene: Tnks
Product: poly [ADP-ribose] polymerase tankyrase
Exons: 24
Coding region: 113-3574 (1153 amino acids)
Molecular function (GO): protein binding; NAD+ poly-ADP-ribosyltransferase activity
Source: RefSeq, a predicted model, not a curated record